Molecule: messenger RNA, 1170 nt
Organism: Mesorhabditis belari
Lineage: Eukaryota; Metazoa; Nematoda; Chromadorea; Rhabditida; Rhabditidae
Source: the annotation of a GenBank genome assembly
AUGGACGGUGAGACGAUUACCUUCGAAAUCAUUCGAUCAAACGAUGGCACUCACGUAAUAAAAGAUUCUUUUGAUGUCGAUGUGUUGGAAGAUGAGCGAUCGUUGGAUUUAACCCGAUGUCGAAUCUCAAAGAUUCCUAACAUUCCUUCACUGCCACAGCUUGAUUCUCUUUGUCUGCGAUGGAAUCUUUUAAAGAAGAUCGAAGGCCUUAACGAGCUUACGUCUCUUACGAAGCUCUCUUUGUAUGACAAUCAAAUUGAGAAGAUUGGGGGCUUGGAAACAUUAACGAAUCUCCGCUUGUUGGAUCUCUCGUUUAACCGAAUCACAAAAAUUGGAGGUUUAUCUACAUUAACACGUUUGGAAACUCUUUACCUUGUCAACAACAAGCUCACAAAAAUUGAAGGAUUGGAUACGUUAUCGGAGCUGACCCUACUUGAACUUGGCGACAAUCGGAUCACUAAAAUCGCUGGACUUGGCAAUCUUCAAAAGUUGGAAAAGCUCUUUCUCGGAGCCAAUCAGAUUCGUGUCAUUGAAGGUCUGGAACCACUUGGUGAAUCACUGAAGACUCUUUCUCUUCCUGGAAAUGCUCUCACUGAAAUCACGGGUCUGAACGAGUUGCACAAUCUUCAGGAAUUGAGCCUCGCCCAGAAUGGGAUCUCUCAAAUUAAAGGACUCGAAAUAUUGGAGAAGCUGAAGUGCCUCGACUUGAAUGAAAAUCGCAUCGAAUGCAUUGAGAAUGUUGGCCAUCUUCACUCGCUUAGUCGAUUUUGGAUUCGUGCAAACAAGCUCACUUCAUGGGAUGAAUUGUCAAUUCUUGCCACUCUUCCAUCACUUCAAUCGGUUGCUUUUGAGAUGAAUGGGAAUAUCUACUCGAAUACGCAGAAAUAUCGAAACCGUGUAGCUCAAACGUUGCCUCAGAUUAAAGAAAUUGACGGUUUUCCGACGAAAUGGCGUACAGGCGAUCCGUGGCAAGAGUUGAGCGAUGAAGAAGCCGAUGAUGGUGAUGAUGUGGUUGAGGAGGAGACAUUGAGCACCGAAUGGGAAGAGAGUCACACGCAAGAUUCGGAAGAGGAGUACUAUCGGGAGAAGAGUCAAUUCGAGGAUAACAGUCUCAUCAUUGAUUUCGACCGUGACGUCACCGAUCUCGAGAAGAAUGAGUCAAAGAAAAGA